UAGGUACCGAUCAUGGCUCCUAGAAUUCCCUUCUUCAGCUCUUCUUUUGUGCAUCGUCGCCUUAAAGAUUCAGGCCCGAGCUUGUUUUUCUUCGUUCCAACAUGCUUAGCUUUUACAACUUGUGUUUUUAUUUUCUUUUACAUAAGUUCUACGUCAAAUAUACUGAGUAUCCACCUAAACGAAACUCGUCUGCACGUCAGGCCUCCAGUACAACUCUCCUCUAUUUCUUCACCCCCAAGCACUUUCUCCUCCCCGGUUACGAUCAAGAUUCCACAUGAACAAGGGCAGCAGCUUGAUGCUCCUAGACUCCACUUUUCGGAGCCGGCCCAAGUGCUACUUGGUGAGACGACGUUCUAUAUGUUAGUCAACGACAGUGAUUCACGUGGCGUUCUUCAAGAAGCCGCCAAUACUAGCCUUCCAGCUGAUCAGUUGGCCAAAGCAACUGAAGCUUCGUCUUUGUCUACGAAUGACGAGGAUGAAGCUCCUGAUCAGGAGGAUCAAAAUGAUCAGUUGCCUGAGCCUGAGGAGAUACGUCAACAAGGAAGACGUGAAGGAAAUAACGUGGAUGAAUUCGACGUAUUCCAUGACAAAGCUCUCUUCCAGCAAGAAUACAAAGAAAUGAACAAAAGCUUGAAGAUUUUUGUUUACCCUCACAAGCGAAACGAUCCUUUUGCAAACGUGCUGCUACCGGUAAAUGACGAACCGGGAGGCAACUAUGCUAGUGAAAGUUACUUCAAGAAGGCCUUAUUCAAGAGCCAUUUUAUCACGAAAAAUCCUUUGGAAGCUGAUCUGUUUUACCUCCCAUUUUCCAUUGCAAGUCUGAGGCAUGACAAGAGAGUUGGCGUGGGUGGAAUACAGGGUUUUGUCAGAGAUUAUAUUCGAGAUAUCAGCAAGAACUACCCAUAUUGGAAUAGAACAGGCGGGGCUGAUCAUUUUUACGUGGCAUGCCAUUCUGUUGGGAGAUCUGCAAUGGAGAAGGCAACUGAAGUUAAAUUGAAUGCCAUACAAGUCGUGUGCUCCUCAAGCUACUUCCUUCCUGGUUAUGUUGCUCACAAAGAUGCAUCCGUACCCCAGAUUUGGCCUAGGAAAGGAAACCCCCCUAUUCGAUCACCGUCAAAAAGGGAAAAACUUGCCUUUUAUGCCGGAGCAAUGAACUCCCGGGUACGCGAGUUCCUAGUGGAAGUGUGGAAAAACGACGCCGAAAUCUCAGUCCACCGAAGCAGGCUAAAAACGCCAUACUCAGAAGCACUUCUGGGGAGCAAGUUCUGCAUCCAUGCAAAAGGCUUCGAAGUCAAUACAGCUCGAAUUGGUGAUGCUCUAUAUUACGGUUGUGUCCCUGUUAUCUUGGCCGAUCACUAUGAUCUCCCAUUUGCGGAUAUAAUAAACUGGAACAGCUUUUCAGUGGUCAUGUCCACCGUGGAUAUCCCAAUUCUGAAGAAAGUACUCCUGCAAGAAAUAAACUCCAGUAAUUACUUGAAGUUACAAAGCAACGUAAUGGAAGUGCAGAAACACUUUCAAUGGCAUGAUGUCCCUGUUGACUAUGAUGCAUUUCACAUGGUCAUGUUUGAGUUAUGGCUGCGCAGGAGUCAUCUGAGUCUUGCAAUUAAUUAGUGGCUAAUUGUAAGUCUAGUAAGUGGUCACACAUACACCCUAGUUAUACUAGUAGUUGAAUUUUUUUUUUUAAUUUUUUGCCGCAAUAUACUAGUAGUUGAUUGAGGAGGAUAAAAAAUUGUUCUUCAAUGGGGAGUUCGCUACUUCUUUUUAUGUAUAGUACAGAAAUACAAGCUGUAUAUUCAUCCAUUUGUUUUAAAUAAUG
This is a messenger RNA of Coffea eugenioides, 1816 nucleotides long. Its product is annotated as probable glycosyltransferase At5g11130. Gene Ontology annotation, molecular function: glycosyltransferase activity. Bases 13 to 1611 code for a protein of 532 amino acids. The record is from RefSeq and is a predicted model, not a curated record. Lineage: Eukaryota; Viridiplantae; Streptophyta; Magnoliopsida; Gentianales; Rubiaceae. The transcript is spliced from 3 exons.